UUCCAGUAGAUGAGAUGGAGGUUACAUUUAAUGAAAUAGAGUUUUUAAUAGGUUUCAUGUGAAUUUGCCUGGGUGUCCCUGCCCAUCAUAAAAGAACGACAUCAUUUGAAUAAAUCAGCAAUCCUUCGUGUGUUCAAUAACAGAAGAGUAAUCUGCUCACCAGGUAAGAUGGGUUUCUGUUUCAUGUUCAAACAUGUUUUAUUAAAUGUAUUAGAUAAAUAAUACAGUUUGUUGUUGUUUAUUACUUGAUGUCAUUCUAUUGAUUAUCACAUAGUCUUGUGUGUGAUAAUGUGGUCAGACGGGUUUAUUUGAAACAAUGAUUUUCAUGAGUUUGACUUCAGGUGAAAAUCCUUCCAAAAUAAAACAGUGGUAAUGAUAUACAGUAACACAAUAGAAUAUCACAUUAAUCUACAUUUUUGUGGUUUCUAAAUACAUGUUUUUUUCUAAUGGUGAUUGUUCAGUCUUUUUCAUGAAAAGACAUCAGACCCCAAAACAACGCAAGUGAAAAUCCUUCUGGAGGCACAAACAUCCACACGAGUCUGGACAUUAUUAUGGCAUUUCCAUCAGUGCUGAUGCUUCUGUGUGCUUUUCCUCUUUCAAAUGCUGCGGGUCGGCUAAGAGAAUUCCAUCUUUUAAGUCAAAUGAAUAUCAGUGAAGCUCUGGAAACUUGCAAAAAAACCUACACUAACAUUGUCACAGUUUAUGAUGAUAAAGACAAUGAAGAGCUUAUUAAACGUGUCAAAGGCAGAGAUGCUCCAUCUGCCUUAAUUGGUGCUUAUACAAAUAACACAAACUACAGGAGUAAAUGGUCAAAUGGUGAUGACGUCAUAUUCACUUCAUUCACUGAGAACUGUACGGGAAUAUGUGGAGCUGCUAUGAGAAGUAAUGGAUCAUGGGAACUACUGCCACACACUGAGACCAAAUACUUCAUGUGCUAUGAUGAAGGUGUUGACCGAGCAUCACACAACUAUAGUUUAAUCCAUAUAAACAAAACCUGGACUGCAGCUCAGCUGUACUGUAGACAGCAUCACACAGAUUUAGUCAGUAUCACAAAUGAGCAGGAAAAUGAGCGAGUAAAGAAUCAGACAAAAGACAGAGAGUUUCCUUUCUGGAUCGGCCUCCUGCAUGAUAACAUUGAAUGGGCUGAUAGAGGAAAAUCUGCUUACAGAAAUUAUUCAUCAAAACCAGGUCAGGGAACGUUUACAAUCCUUACAGUGCUAACCAAUGACUGGCAACUAAGAGGUUCUGGUUCCUUCGCUGUUCUAUGCUACAAAAGUCUCAUUCACGUGAGUGAAGCUAAGCUGUCCUGGGAAGGCGCUGUGGAUUACUGCAAUGCUUCUGGUCUACUGCGCAUCGAGUCCAAAGACGAUCAGAUAGAAACAGAGCGAGAAUUACGAAAAGAGAAUAUUUCUGAACCGGUGUGGAUCGGACUUCGACAGAGUCGACUUUUUGGUUUCUGGAUGUGGGUGAAUGGACUUCACGUGGGACCCUGGACUAACUGGAAAGGAGGACGUCAGCCAGAACAUCAGAUCUCUCAUCACUGUGGCGUCAUGGAGAAGGUGGACGGCACAUUCAAGUGGACUGAUAAAGACUGCAGAUCUACAUUUAGAGUUUUAUGCGAGGCGAAAUGAUACUGAAUUAUCUGACAGCUGAAAUUCUGACUCGAGAAUACAGAUGUACAUCUGCGUUUUAAUUCACUCUGUAAUUCUUAUAUGUAUUAACAAAGUCACUUUGUUUCAAUAAUUUCAUUUUUAAUUCAUGUCUAAUCGUAUGUGGUGCUGUAUUGUCUUUAAAAGUAAGUUGACCUCCAUCUCAAGAUUAAAUAACCUUCCACUGUCUUUGCUUGGUACACAAUUGAAAUGAUUCAAUAAAACGAUCAUUUCGUUACAGCAUCUCCUGUCUGCUGUCAUUUCUUCAUCUCGCUGUCUGUUUCUCAGCUUGUAGAACUGGAGACAGAGGUCUAAUAAAAAGUCAAAUAGCAUUGAGCAGAUGCAUUUUAACAUGUCAUCAUGGUGUCUAAAUCUCACAAACUCAGCACUUACUGACAAUCCCAUAGAGAGCUGAGACGGUAGAAAACAUCUGAUCAAUGUGAUCAAAGACCAGCAGCCACAUCAACCUGUAGCCCAAGACUGGCU
Messenger RNA from Triplophysa rosa, 2135 nucleotides. Its product is annotated as lymphocyte antigen 75-like. The coding region runs from base 552 to 1631 and encodes 359 amino acids. NCBI's taxonomy places the organism in Eukaryota, Metazoa, Chordata, Actinopteri, Cypriniformes, Nemacheilidae. The record is from RefSeq and is a predicted model, not a curated record. The transcript is spliced from 4 exons.